UCACCACCUCACCAACUAUCACUACUAAUGGACAGUCCACCUCCUCACCAACUACCACUACUAAUGGACAGUCCACCACCUCACCAACUACCACUACUAAUGGACAGUCCACCACCUCACCACCUACCACCACUAAUGGACAGUCCACCACCUCACCAACUACCACCACUAAUGGACAGUCCACCACCUCACCAACUACCACUACUAAUGGACAGUCACACUCACCAACUACCACUACUAAUGGACAGUCCACCACACCAACCGAAUCCCUCAACUUCCAGUGGACAACUGACCUCAUCAGGUUCCACCUCCCCAAACAGUCAGCCAACUUCCUCCCCCAGUAGUACAACUUCUCCACUCCAUCCUAAUUACCUGCACUACUUCAACGAGUCCAAGAGCUGGAUCAAUGCCAUGGAGUUCUGCAGAAGUCGUGGCUCCAAGUCCAACCUGGUGCACAUCACCAACCAGACCGUGCAKGCUGACGUGACCCAGCUCCUGGCCAACGUGGAGCUGCAAUGUGGGGAAAUGUGGAUUGGUCUGGAGAGGUCCAUCUUUGAGUGGAGCGCUCCCUGGCUGUGGACCAGUAGUGAUGUUGAUAAGGUGGUGAAGUACAGCGAGUGGCAUAGCUGCUUCCCCCUCAACCCCAUCAAUUACCACUGUGGUAAGAUGGUCUGGGUUGGUAAUGGAGAACUGAAGUGGCUGGAUGCCUCCUGUCAUCAGGAAUUACCCUUCAUAUGUCAAGAUCUCCACUAGAGGGCUCUCCAUGGCAGCCUGGACAGUCYGCAGACAGACACCACACUCAGGGUCUGGAAAGGGCCUGCAUUUCAAUUCAUUAUAUUAUUAAACCACUAUUAUUAUAAUUAUUAUUACUACUU
Salvelinus sp. IW2-2015 is the source of this 875-nucleotide messenger RNA. RefSeq lists its product as uncharacterized. Lineage: Eukaryota; Metazoa; Chordata; Actinopteri; Salmoniformes; Salmonidae. The record is from RefSeq and is a predicted model, not a curated record.